Messenger RNA from Tarenaya hassleriana, 1543 nucleotides. RefSeq names its product E3 ubiquitin-protein ligase RMA1-like. Gene Ontology annotation, molecular function: ubiquitin protein ligase activity; ubiquitin-like protein conjugating enzyme binding. Bases 498 to 1274 code for a protein of 258 amino acids. The transcript has 2 exons. NCBI's taxonomy places the organism in Eukaryota, Viridiplantae, Streptophyta, Magnoliopsida, Brassicales, Cleomaceae. Gene Ontology annotation, biological process: ubiquitin-dependent protein catabolic process. Gene Ontology annotation, cellular component: endoplasmic reticulum. The record is from RefSeq and is a predicted model, not a curated record.
GUUCAGAUUUUUUCUCUCUCGCUUUUUUCUGCUGGGAAUUGAUAGAUUUGUUUAUUUUUGCGGUUGAACUUGAUUUGAAGAACAGUGGAGCGAUAUCCGUUUCAAUCUAGGGGAGUUAUGACGUUACUUUUACCUUGAUCGAUACAGGAUCUCGCUUUCGAAGAGCUUCUAAUAUCCCAGGGUUUAGGCUUAUGGCGAUAAUCUGUACCUUUUGCUGUUUUGCUGAAUCAGAAGUUCUCUCGAUUCCCUGUGUUACGUAAUUCGGAGUUUAGAAGAGAAUCAGGGAUCGUGUUCACAUGUUUAGUUAUGUCUGUGAUGAUUAUGAAGACUAUAUUGCCAGUGAUGUUCUUGAAGUUUCCAUCUCGGAAUUUUAGGGUUCUUCUGGUGUUGGAUUGGUGAGAUAUAUGCAUAUGAACCUUAUGGUUAUAGGGUUUCGGACGUUCUUGCCUUCACAAGUUUAUGAUUGACCUAAUACUCACCAGCACUGAACCACAAAUAUGACGGAUCUACCGGUUUAUGAUCUUCCAUCUUUAGUCAUUUUCCCCACCGGUACACCUCUCCUAAUGGCCAUGGAUCAGUACUUUGAAGAAGCUGGUUUGCCUGGCAACUUUGACAAGGAUGGUGCAUUCUCUGCCAAGAACAGGGAAUCCCAUUCGAAUUUGGUUUCGGUUUCUGAAGAGGAUGGUAACUUCGACUGCAACAUUUGCCUAGACUCUGUGCGGGAACCUGUUGUCACACUCUGCGGCCACCUCUUCUGCUGGCCAUGCAUUCACAAGUGGCUUCAUCUGCAUACCAUCUCCACCAGCGACGAACACCAGAGACAUAACCACUGUCCUGUCUGCAAAUCUGAAGUCUCUUACGGAACAUUGGUCCCACUAUAUGGCCGAGGCCGUUCCAUAACCGAGGACGAACGAAGAAUUUCAAUGCCCAGAAGACCCAUAGGCCCAGCUUACAGGAUUGAGAGACCAAAUUCACCACAUUCCAGUGUCAAUCUGCGGUUUCCACAACAUGGGCACUACUCACCGGUUCUGAGCUCGGGCAGCUUGUCAUACUCCAUGGUUCUAGACCCUGUCAUAGUGAUGUUUGGAGAAAUGGUGUCGACGAGGUUGUUUGGGACACGGGUUACGGAUACGUUGGCAUACCCGGACGCGUAUAACCUCGUAGGGACCAGCGGGCCGAGAAUGAGAAGGCAGAUGAUGCAGACAGACACAUCACUGAGCAGAGUAUGCUUCUUCUUGAUGUGUUGUGUAGUUCUGUGUCUGCUUUUGUUUUAGAUUAUGGUUGUGGUCGUACUCGUACUCGUACUCGUCGUCAUGUUCAUAUGGCCAUAUGGGUGAGGAAGACAAGACGAGAAGUGUACAUUGUGUAAGAAAGAAAUCGUAAUCAGCAACCAUGCGAAAUCUGGGUUGUGUCAGAUUGUAUAGCUAAGUUGGUAUCGUUGGUUUGAGAUGAUGAAUAUGAGUUGAAACCCGUUCACUCUUGUAGCCCAAGUGCGUAUAAUAAGCCCGAAAAUUUAAUGUUUUCAUUAGGUUUUCCGGUGCCA